This is a messenger RNA of Somion occarium, 1243 nucleotides long. The record is from the annotation of a GenBank genome assembly. NCBI's taxonomy places the organism in Eukaryota, Fungi, Basidiomycota, Agaricomycetes, Polyporales, Cerrenaceae.
UGGACCAGUGGGAGGGAAUUCGGUGGACAGCGGACGCUGCACUUCUUUUCGAUCGAUUGCGAUUGAACAGUAUCUUGUUCAAUUAUAUGCUCAAUCAUGUUUCGGCCGUCACGUAUCCUUGUACUUGCACAGUGCAAAGACCAAGUACCGGCGGAAAGCGGCGUAUUCGCACUCUGAUCCUGGCAAUGAAUCAACAGGAGGGCAUAUGGACGCAUAGCCCUUUCCAUAACGUCGACGUAUCUGGUUCUAGGUUUACCCCCUCAGAAUUCCGACGUAUCGGAGCAAGGACUGAGGUUGCCACAUUGCAAAGCCAUCCUUACAAAACCCCUACCCAUGGUGCAUCCGUCAUACGAAUGUUUCAGGAUGGCAAUGUUUCUUGAACUUCUAUGCUAGGUCCACUUAUGUGGUCUGCCGGAGUUUUCCACGAUCCAUGUCAGUCUUUUGUCAACUGACGCCGUAUAUGAAGUAGAGGAUAAGUAGUGCGCCUCUUGCAUGGCCAUCCGUCCCCAACUGUCUCAGACACCAACAGCCAAAUCUUCAGGUCAACUCCUCCUUCCAUACCAUGGCUACUCAAGGAGCUCAGCUACGUAGACAAUGCCAAGAAGUGCGAACAGUCAUGCACGAAAUUGACCGGGAUCUCUCGAACGUGCCAGGUCUCUCUGACUAUCACAGGACGUUUAAAACCAUUGCCACCCAGUUCCACAGCACAAUUCCACCGAGACUUUCAGAGAUUAUUGAGGCGGUCAGAGGUAUCUUGAUUAGAUUUCUGAACGAGAAUGCCGAUCUCAGCCAUGCCCUGAAACCUUUUUCUCGUUCUGGCGUGCUUUCGGGAGGACGCCAAACCGUCACAGCACUGAAUAGACAACUUGAGAGCCUGGCUACUGCGUUGGAGAUGAACGAAGUCCAGAAUUCGAAGCAUAUUCAACUCAAGUUGCAAACCUUCAUUGGCGGACUUACUGGUUUCAAGGACAUCUAUGAUCAGGUGACUGGAACUUUCUCGAAUUGCUCACGCCCAGCUCGCCGAAAGUCUAUCCAGAGCAGAGGAAUACGUGGCUCUCGGCCAGUUUAAUCGGGACGACGCCAAUGACCUUGAAGUGUGGUUGCGGAGUGUUUCUUCCGCUAUCGCGGUAUUAUAAGCAGUGACGUAUAAUAUCGCAUGCUCUAUGUUUGAUGUAACGGUUUCUCUUAUUUGGUUCAUGUGCUGGACCAACACGCGUAUCCCCUCCAAGAGACUUCUCAUUAC